Thrips palmi is the source of this 1428-nucleotide messenger RNA. RefSeq names its product glutamate receptor (gene Ir85a). Lineage: Eukaryota; Metazoa; Arthropoda; Insecta; Thysanoptera; Thripidae. The coding region runs from base 259 to 1416 and encodes 385 amino acids. The transcript has 7 exons. The record is from RefSeq and is a predicted model, not a curated record.
CAGGACCUGGGCGGCGCGGACGCCGUGCUGCUGCUGUGGCCCUCGAGGCAGUGCUGGCGGCUCACGGCGGCCUAUCGCCGCCCGCGACUGUGGCAGCCAAUCAGGAGCGACCUGCCGGCACUCCGGGAGGAGAGCACCAACCACGACUUCCGCGGUCGCACUCUCAAGGUCGCGGCUUUCCACCAGCCUCCGCUUGUUUACAUCGAGGACCCGAGAAAUCUGACGAACGUGUACGGCACGGAGUGGGCCGUGCUGGAGAUGAUCGCCGAGCACCUCAACUUCACGUGGGCCGUGGUGCAUCUGGACAGCAGGGACCACUUCGGCAAGCCGGAUGGCAACUCGUCGUGGAGGGGCGGCACUCUGGGUGCGGUGGCCAAGGGCGACGCGGACCUCAGCCUCAACGUGUGGGUGCAGCUGGACCAGUCGCGCGUCGUGGACUUUACCACGCCCACCCGGAUAUCCUGCCUGACGUUCAUGGUGCCACGGCCGCACAUCCUGGGCAGCACGGCCGACGCCGUGUUCCAGCCGCUGGACAAGCUGGUCUGGUCGGCCUGGCUGCUGUCCAUCGUGGUGGUGACCGUGGCCGCCCGCCUGCUGGACCGCACGGCGAGGCGCGUGGGCGCCGUCACGGCCGGAGGCUUCGGCUCGCUGCUGGACAGCUUCCUGGUGCUGCUGGGCCUGGCCCUGGUGGCGUACGUGCCGCCGUCCAAGGCAUCCCUCGGCCCUCAGCGCCACCUCAUCACCUGGUGGGUCGUGUACUCGGUGCUCAUGACCACGGCCUUCUCCUCGGGGCUCAUCGCGCACCUCACCAUGCUGUCAUUCGAGCCACCCAUCAACUCCGCCAAGGAGAUCGUGGACCACGGCCUGACGUGGGCCUCCACCUACGUCCCCAACUUCCACGUCAUGUUGAACUUGGAGAACGCAUCCGAGAAAAGGCUGGCCGACGGGAUGCGGCUGGUGGACCCGCAGUCCUGGGAGCCGACGGUGGCCUCGGGCAGGUUCGUGGUGCACGGACAGAAGAUGGACUCGUUCUACUUCUUCUGGGUCGGCGGCAACCUCGGCGCGGAGACGCUGGGCAAGAUGAGGCUCAUGAGGUCGUGCCUGGCGCAGUACCCCGUCGCCAUCGCCGUGGCCAAGAACUCGCCCCUCCUGGAGCCCUUCAGCAGGGCCAUCGAGAGGAUCAGGGAAGCUGGCCUGAUAGAAUACUGGCAGCGCCUCGUGGUGCGGCGGAAGGGCAGGGCCGCCGUCCGGUCCCUUUUCAUCGACACCAUCAAUCGGGACGGCCCGCAGGUGCUCAAAGUGUCGCAGCUGUGGAGUGCAUUCGCCAUCCUCCUGUACGGCCUUGCCAUAUCGACCGCAGCCUUCAUCCUGGAGGUCGUCGUCAAGCCCCCGGAAAUGCAUUUGAAAACAAUCUGACGCUCUGCCGGG